Molecule: messenger RNA, 1119 nt
Organism: Chironomus riparius
Lineage: Eukaryota; Metazoa; Arthropoda; Insecta; Diptera; Chironomidae
Source: the annotation of a GenBank genome assembly
AUGAUAAAUAGAAACAAAUUUCAUCCAGUCAAGUCGCUAUCAAAUCACUACAUGGAUUGUGUAUCGACAUCGGAUAUGGUUCUCCUUCAUGGGAACUCACAUCCAGAAUUGGCUAAUUUAAUUGCCAGCCGAUUGAACAUCAAAAGUGGUGGAUGUUCAGUAUUCCAUAAGUCAAAUCGAGAGACAAUGGUCGAUAUUGGUGAUUCAGUAAGAGGAAAGGAUUGCUACAUCAUUCAGACAGGAACAAAGGACUGCAACAACAAUGUUAUGGAAUUGCUGAUCAUGGCAUAUGCAUGUAAAACAUCCAGCGCUAAAUCGAUUGUUGCUGUUUUACCUUAUCUUCCAUACUCAAAACAGUGCAAGAUGCGCAAACGAGGAUCUAUUGUCACAAAAUUGAUUGCUAAAAUGAUGUGCAAUGCUGGAUUGACUCAUGUGAUUACAAUGGAUUUACAUCAAAAGGAAAUUCAAGGUUUCUUCGAUUGCCCCGUCGAUAACUUGCGUGCAUCUCCAUUUUUGCUACAAUACAUUCAAGAAUCAAUUCCUGACUAUAGAAAUGCCGUGAUUGUUGCACGCAAUCCUGGAUCAGCUAAAAAGGCAACAUCUUAUGCUGAACGUUUAAGAUUGGGCAUUGCUGUUAUUCAUGGUGAACAGAAAGACGCUGAAACUGAUGAAAUUGAUGGACGUAACUCUCCUCCAAAUGUUCCAAAAAAUAGAAUGAGUGAUAUAUCGUCUGGAUUCCCUAGCAUGGUCGCUAAGGAAAAGCCGCCAAUAAAUGUUGUCGGUGACGUUGGAGGACGUAUUGCUGUAAUUGUAGACGAUUUAAUCGAUGAAGUACAAUCAUUCGUAUCAGCAGCUGAAGUUUUAAAGGAAAGAGGUGCUUACAAAAUCUACGUCUUAGCAACACACGGUCUAUUGAGUUCUGAUGCUCCUCGUCUUAUUGAAGAUUCGCCAAUUGACGAAGUUGUCGUCACUAAUACGAUUCCACAUGAAAUUCAAAAAAUGCAGUGCCACAAAAUUAAAACUGUUGAUAUUUCAAUUUUAUUAUCGGAAGCUAUACGUAGAAUCCACAAUAAGGAAUCAAUGAGCCAUUUGUUCAGGAAUGUGACACUUGAGGAUUAA